AUGAACACAGAGACUUCUGAAAAAGUUAUAACACCAUCAACGAUCAUUCCUAUUGAAAGUCCUUCAAAACAAGUUCAAAUGAAUGAGGAAAGUUUCUUACCAAAUACUGUAACCGAACGAAUUGAUCCAAAACGUGUUCGAUAUCCUCAUUGUAUUGUUUGGACACCAAUUCCAGUUCUUACUUGGCUCUUUCCAUUUGUUGGUCAUAUGGGAAUUGCUCGAACAGAUGGUGUUAUUCGAGAUUUUGCAGGACCUUAUUAUGUUUCAGAAGAUGAUAUGGCUUUUGGUUUACCAACACGAUAUCUUCAACUUGAUUUGACUCGUGUAUCAACAACAAGUAAUUCAAAUAAUGUACGAACAAUAUACGAUAAAUCCGUUGAACAAGCAUCAGAUGAAUAUAAAAAACGAAUGCACAACUUAUGUUGUGAUAAUUGUCAUUCACAUGUUGCUAUGGCAUUAAAUACUAUGGGUUAUGAUAGAAAAUAUACAUAUAAUAUGGUUUCACUCGCAUGUUGGAUGUUUUUUUGUGGAAAAUUCGUCAGUAUUGCUGGUUUUCUUCGUUCUUGGAUACCAUUUCUUAUAUUAGUGGCCAUUAUUGUUACUAUAACAGUUGUUACGAAAUUGCAAACAUAA
Molecule: messenger RNA, 633 nt
Organism: Adineta steineri
Lineage: Eukaryota; Metazoa; Rotifera; Eurotatoria; Adinetida; Adinetidae
Source: the annotation of a GenBank genome assembly